This is a messenger RNA of Branchiostoma floridae (Florida lancelet), 1023 nucleotides long. RefSeq lists its product as uncharacterized. The transcript has 7 exons. The record is from RefSeq and is a predicted model, not a curated record. Gene Ontology annotation, molecular function: protein binding; calcium ion binding. Lineage: Eukaryota; Metazoa; Chordata; Leptocardii; Amphioxiformes; Branchiostomatidae. The coding region runs from base 1 to 1023 and encodes 340 amino acids.
AUGAACCUGCCACUUGAGGAUGACUUGAACGCCAACUUCGACGCUCACCUGCAGAACCGCAACUUCUCGCCAGGACUGCCACAGGGCCUAGGGAUUGAAGCCCUUUGGAGCAAUGGUGUGCGAGUCCGUGAAAAACGCAUAGGAGUCACUGAAGUUGCCAGUCAGUACCCUGUCCGGGUGGCGGUGAGGGAGCGAGACGGUCGGUACUUCUCUGGGCGUAUCGCCUGUCUUCAGCUGUACAACUACGCCAUGACUAAAGAACAGAUUGUCGCAGUGCGUAAUGUGUGUAACGCGUGUCUGCAUCCGUCUAUAGUAACCACGGUGAAAAUUCGAACUAGCGGCGUCGAUUUCUCCGGCACGGGCGCAAGAAUUACCCUACGGCUGAACACCAAACGUUCAGAUGGGUCAACAGGAUCUUUCGCCUGUGGUUUCGACUGCGGAGGUAGUAAGUGCGAAAGGGGAAGUGUCGACACAGUUUCCUGUAACGAUCUGGACGGCGUUCUUGUGAGCGUGUAUUUGAGAAAUAACGGUGGAGGGUCGAAUCCAAACUGGAGACCCGAUUGGGUGAAAGUGACUUACGGCUCAGAUAGGUACGAAAUAUCCUUCGGUUUAUUCAUCAACGUUGGAAGCAGUGCAACUAGGUAUGUCUCAGCCGGAUCGUGUACCCAACCAUCAGACCCCAGCAAUGGAUACUACAGCGGCGGAACGAGUCACAACAGUGUUGGGUACUCACAGUGCUACCCAGGAUACGAACUGACUUCGUCGUCUGACAGGAGCUACUUCUGCUUUGGAGGUUACCGAUACCCAAAGUACCCAAGUGUGACAUGCAGCGACAUAAAUGAAUGCGAUCAACAUUUCGGAAAGGGACCCUGUGACCGGAUCAACGGUAUCUGUCAUAACAGUAUCGGAAGCUACAGCUGCGAUUGUAAGGAUGGAUAUUAUCUGGACGUCGACAUGCACAGCUGCAAAGGUAACGACAUUUAUUCAGUAGAAGUACUCAAGAAGAUGUCACCAUUUUUGUGA